Molecule: messenger RNA, 2868 nt
Organism: Danaus chrysippus (African queen)
Lineage: Eukaryota; Metazoa; Arthropoda; Insecta; Lepidoptera; Nymphalidae
Source: the annotation of a GenBank genome assembly
AUGAGACUAGUAAGUUCAACGAAACUUUUAGAACUUCAAAACAAAACUUCGCAGAUUCGAAAUAUAUGUAUAGUAGCACACGUGGAUCAUGGAAAAACAACCCUGGCUGAUUCCUUAAUAUCAAGCAAUGGUAUUAUAUCGCAAAGAUUGUCUGGAAAACUUCGCUACAUGGAUAGCAGGCCCGAUGAACAGGAGAGGGGUAUCACUAUGAAAAGCAGUAGUAUAGCAUUGUAUCAUGCAUUGGAAGGUGAAGAACAUCUUGUAAAUUUGAUUGAUUCCCCUGGACAUAUUGAUUUUUCAAGUGAAGUGUCAACUGCGGUCCGAUUGUGUGAUGGUGCAAUAGUAGUUGUUGAUGUAGUAGAAGGUGUAUGUCCACAAACAAGGCUAGUAUUGAAACAGGCAUAUUCAGAAAAUAUGAAAGCAGUUUUAGUGUUCAAUAAAAUUGAUCGGCUCAUUGUGGAGAUGAAAAUGACAGCGUUAGAUGCAUAUGUUCAUAUAGCACAGUUAUUAGAACAAGUAAACGCCGUGAUGGGUGAACUUUUUGCAUCAGAAGUAUUAGAAAAUGAAGAAACAUUGAUCGAUAAACAGCGUCAGAAACCGAACCCAAAAGAGGACAAUAAUUUCUAUGAUUGGACAUCAGCUUUAGAAGAUUCAGACGACUCAAACCUUUAUUUCUCACCUGAGCAAGGGAAUGUUGUUUUUGCAAGUGCUAUAGAUGGAUGGGGUUUCACUGUGCAUACUUUUGCAAAACUUUUUUCUGAUAAACUUGGUGUUAAAGAAGAGCUUCUCACAAAGGUACUUUGGGGUGAUUUUUAUUUGAAUCCAAAAACUAAGCGCUUUAUGAAAGGUGCCCAAGAGAAAGCUAAGAAACCGCUUUUCGUUCAGCUUGUUCUUGACAAUCUUUGGAAUAUUUAUGAAACAAUUGUUUUAAGAAAUGACAAAGAAAAAGUACCUAGCAUGUGUGAAAAAUUAGGUAUCAAACUUACAACAAGGGAUCUAAGAAACACAGACAGUAGGGUCCAACUGCAGUCACUGAUGAUGCAGUGGUUGCCUUUGUCUAAUACAGUUUUAGAUAUGGUGUGUAGGAAGCUGCCAUCUCCAAAGGAAAUAUUACCUGAGAAAGUUGAGAAACUAAUGUGUUCACGUAUACGCGAUUUCGAAUCUUAUUCAGACGAAACAAAGCAACUCAAAAAAGAUUUUCUCGCCUGUGAUAGUAGCAACGAUAGACCUGUGAUUGUAUUUAUAUCUAAAAUGUUUAGUAUAGAUAAAAGUAUGUUGCCUUCAAACAAACCUAAAGCGCUUACACCCGAGGAAAUGGCUUUGCGAAGAGAAAGGGCAAGACAAAUGCGUGAUGCUCUGAAAAAUAGCGAGAAAUCUGAACCAACUCCAGUUAAAGCAGAGGAAUUAGUCGAAAAUGAUAAAGAAAAACAUACAACGGAUGAACCAGAAAAGGAAGAUGAUAACGAAACUGCAUUUAUAGCAUUUGCUAGAAUAUUUAGUGGUAGAAUUAGGAAAGGGGAUAAACUUUACGUACUGGGCCCAAAACACGAUCCAUCCCAAGUACUUAUGAACAAGGACUUCAAUAUAGAUCCUAAUAAGAAACUAAAAGACUUACAGAGCGACGAACAUAUAACUUGCGCUGAGAUUAAAUCUCUUUAUGUAUUAAUGGGAAGAGAAUUAGAAGAUUUAGAGGAAGCAGUUGCUGGCAAUGUUAUAGGUAUUGGUGGUCUUGAGGAUCAUAUAUUAAAAACAGCAACAUUAAGUAGUACAAUAGCAUGUCCAUCGUUCAGUGAGAUUCAAUAUGCAGCGGUGCCAAUACUAAGGGUUGCAAUAGAACCCACAUAUCCAUCACAGUUGCCUCAGCUUGUUAAAGGUUUGAAACUAUUAAAUCAGUCGGACUCGUGCGUUCAAGUGUUUUUACAAGAGACCGGUGAGCAUGUAUUAGUGACAGCUGGUGAAGUACAUCUACAGAGAUGCUUAGAGGAUCUCAAAAAUCUAUAUGCGAAAAUACCAAUAACUGUCUCAGAACCAAUAGUACCAUUCAGAGAAACGAUAGUUGAACCACCGAAAAUCGAUAUGGCGAAUGAGGAAAUCGAUUCCCAAAAUAUAGAUAAAGGAAACGACACUGACAUAGAUCCAGUUAUAAUGGUGUACACAAACAAUAAACAAAGCAAAAUAAGAAUACGAGCUAAACCAUUACCAAACGCAAUAACAGCUCUACUUGAAAAAUCAGCAGAUUUACUUAAAGCAAUAUCUCAAUAUAUAAAAACGUUGCAAGGUUUAAAUAACAAUGAUAAAAUAGAGAACAAAUUAGAAGAUCUCCAUAUAAACGGGAAACAUCAGCUGUCAGAUAGGAUGUUGAAACUGAUUGAAGCUUUCAAAACGGAGUUGCAGAAUAUUUCAUCGAAGUUGGGACCAGAAUGGAAGGAUGUCGUCAGUCAAAUUUGGUCAGUAGGUCCUAGGAAUUGCGGUCCAAAUUUGCUUUUGAAUCAAACAACGGAUUAUAGGACAAAGUUUUUGCAUCACGAGGACGUUAUAAAGGAAGAUCCCAGGUUCGAAUAUGAGGGUAGUUUUGUUAGUGGUUUCCAAUUGGCCUCUUUGUCGGGACCGUUGUGUGAAGAGCCGAUGAUGGGUGUUGCUUUCUGUGUUGAAGAAUGGACUCUAGAAAAGGGUGAAGAAGAUUCUUCACAUACUUUCGGACCCUUGUCAGGUCAAAUAAUGUCGGCUGUAAAGGACGGUUGCAGAAAGGCAUUCCAAGUACAACCCCAGAGACUUAUGGCGGCCAUGUAUUCCUGUGAUAUAGUUGUGGAUCAAAAAGUAUUGGGAAAAGUUAUUGUAACAAUGGUCACUGUAAUGAUUUGGUAUUAA